AUGAUGAGACAAAUGCAGAAGGCUGAAUUUUACUCUGCUCUGAAUGUAGGAUGUCUUGAUAAUCAUAAUACAACACUUUUUUUUACAGCUAUUCCUCUUGACUUCGAUAUCAGUUCCCCUCUGACUUACGGCACGCCCAGCUCCAGGGUAGAGGGUACUCCGCGGAGCGGUGUACGAGGAACUCCGGUUAGGCAGAGGCCGGAUCUCGGGUCUGUCCGUAAGGCCAGACAAGUUGAUUUACAUUCGGAUGGGCUGGCUGAGGAUGUAGUAGCAACCGAGCAAUCUCUUGGACAAAAGCUUGUGAUUUGGGGAACAGAUGUUAACGUAGCCUCGUGCAAAGAAAAAUUCCAGAGAUUUCUUCAGCGUUUCAUUGAUCCGCUCGCUAAAGAGGAUGAAGACAUUGGCUUGGAUCUUAACGAGCCACGCUAUAUGCAACGACUUGAAGAGAUUAAUGUGGUUGGGGAACCAUUCCUGAAUGUAAAUUGUGACCACCUGAGGUCAUUUGAUGAAAAUCUUUACAGGCAACUGAUCUGCUAUCCUCAGGAGGUUAUCCCAACAUUUGACAUGGCUGCCAAUGAGAUCUUUUUUGAUCGUUACCCUGACUCAAUAUUGGAACAUCAGAUUCAAGUAAGGCCAUAUAAUGCACUGAAGACUAGGAAUAUGAGAAGCCUCAACCCUGAAGAUAUUGAUCAACUGAUCACUAUCAGUGGUAUGGUCAUCAGAAGCUCCCAGUUAAUUCCUGAGAUGCAAGAAGCGUUCUUUAAAUGCCAGGUUUGCUCUUUCACCACCAGAGUAGAAAUUGAUCGUGGCAGGAUUGCUGAACCAUCAGUAUGCAAGAACUGUAACACAACGCACAGUAUGGCACUGAUUCACAAUCGAUCCAUGUUCUCUGACAAACAGAUGAUCAAACUGCAGGAGUCUCCUGAAGAUAUGCCAGCUGGACAGACCCCUCAUACAGUUGUGCUGUUUGCUCACAAUGACCUUGUUGAUAAAGUUCAGCCAGGUGAUAGAGUUAAUGUCACAGGUAUCUACAGAGCAGUCCCAAUUCGAGUUAAUCCAAGGGUCAGCAAUGUAAAAUCCGUCUAUAAGACCCACAUUGAUGUCAUACACUAUCGCAAGACAGAUGCAAAACGCCUGCAUGGUGUUGAUGAGGAAACGGAGCAAAAAAUAUUUACAGAGGAACGUGUGGAAAUGCUAAAAGAGCUUUCUAAGAAACCAGACAUAUAUGAGAGACUUUCUUCAGCAUUGGCCCCAAGUAUCUAUGAGCAUGAAGAUAUCAAAAAGGGUAUUCUGCUUCAGCUUUUUGGGGGAUCAAGAAAGGAUUUUACUCACACAGGAAGAGGCAAUUUCCGUGCCGAGAUCAACAUUCUUCUCUGCGGUGAUCCUGGUACUAGUAAAUCACAGCUGCUUCAGUAUGUGUAUAACCUUGUUCCUCGAGGCCAGUAUACGUCUGGCAAAGGCUCAAGUGCAGUUGGUCUUACUGCGUAUGUGAUGAAGGAUCCAGAAACACGGCAACUGGUUCUUCAGACAGGUGCUCUAGUACUUAGUGACAAUGGCAUUUGCUGCAUCGAUGAGUUUGAUAAAAUGAAUGAAAGCACAAGAUCAGUACUGCAUGAAGUAAUGGAACAACAGACUCUCUCUAUUGCAAAGGCUGGAAUUAUUUGCCAACUGAAUGCUCGUACGUCUAUCCUAGCAGCAGCUAACCCUAUAGAAUCACAGUGGAAUCCGAGAAAGACUACUAUUGAAAAUAUCCAGCUUCCUCAUACACUGUUGUCAAGAUUUGACUUGAUCUUUUUAAUGUUGGAUCCACGUGAUGAAGCUUAUGACAGACGUCUUGCUCGCCAUUUGGUUUCACUGUACUACCAAAGUGAAGAAAAGAUGGAGGAGGAAUACAUGGACAUGGCAGUACUGAGGGAUUACAUUGCAUAUGCUCGUAGUUAUGUAAAUCCUAGGUUAAGCGAAGAAGCAAGCCAAGCCCUUAUUGAGGCGUAUGUGGACAUGAGGAAGAUUGGUAGUGGCAGGGGAAUGGUUUCUGCGUAUCCUCGACAACUUGAGUCUCUGAUCCGACUGGCAGAAGCGCAUGCUAAAGUACGCUUUUCUGAGAAAGUUGAAACAACUGAUGUAGAAGAAGCAAAACGUCUCCAUCGGGAAGCACUGAAACAGUCUGCUACUGAUCCAAGGACUGGAAUUGUGGACAUAUCCAUUCUCACUACAGGAAUGAGCACAACAGCUCGUAAGCGGAAAGAGGAGUUGGCUCAAGCCUUAAGGAAGCUUAUCCAGUCAAAGGGUAAAACACCAGCUUUGAAAUACCAACAGCUUUUUGAUGAUCUCCGAGCACAGUCUGAUACAGCUGUCACUAAGGAAAUGUUUGAAGAAGCGCUUCGUGCCUUGGCUGAUGAGGACUUCUUGACUGUGACUGGAAAGACCGUUAGACUGCUCUAAGUUAGCCUUUCCUUGCAAGCCAGCUGUCACGGCUUCACUUCGCCUUACUUAAGACAGUGUCAGUCUAAAAGAUCUUCAAGAUUUGGGACUAUCAUUUGCUAUGACAAGCACAGCCUUUCCUUGCAAGCCCAACUGUCGUGGCUUUACCUCGCCUUACCUGCUACAUUGCCAGUCUGC
Nipponia nippon (crested ibis) is the source of this 2619-nucleotide messenger RNA. Lineage: Eukaryota; Metazoa; Chordata; Aves; Pelecaniformes; Threskiornithidae. The record is from RefSeq and is a predicted model, not a curated record.